Molecule: messenger RNA, 1677 nt
Organism: Megalobrama amblycephala (Wuchang bream)
Lineage: Eukaryota; Metazoa; Chordata; Actinopteri; Cypriniformes; Xenocyprididae
Product: cytosolic sulfotransferase 3-like
Exons: 8
Coding region: 116-1024 (302 amino acids)
Biological process (GO): sulfation
Cellular component (GO): cytoplasm
Molecular function (GO): sulfotransferase activity
Source: RefSeq, a predicted model, not a curated record
CUGAAUUGCACUGAGUAGAGGCCCGUUUUGCAUUUUGAGGAACACAAGAGAGCCACCAGAAACAUUCUAGGACAGUGGAAGAGAAGACAGAUAAUUAAAAGACUUUUUCGUCAUAAUGGAAAUCCCUGACAUGUCUUCACUGCAACUACACAGUCGGCCAGAGAUGUUUGAUUUUGAGGGUAUUUCUAUGACCCACUUUUUCACUGACAACUGGGAAAAGGUGAAAAACUUUCAAGCAAGACCUGAUGACAUUCUUAUCGCCACUUAUCCCAAAGCAGGUACCACAUGGGUUUCUUAUAUACUGGACCUUCUGUAUUUUGGUAAGGAUGAUCUAGAGCGUCAGACUUCCCAGCCAAUCUAUGAGAGAGUCCCAUUCCUGGAGUCAUGCUUUCAAGACUUGAAAGUUAUAGGGACAGAAAUGGCUGAUCAUCUGCCCACCUCUCCUCGUCUCAUCAAAACUCAUUUACCUGUUCAGCUGGUACCCAAGUCCUUCUGGGAGCAGAACUCAAGGGUUGUGUAUGUAGGACGUAAUGCAAAAGACAAUGCUGUUUCCUAUUUUCAUUUUGACCGAAUGAACAAGGUACAGCCUGAACCCGGAGACUGGAACAACUUCUUAGAGAAAUUUAUGAAAGGGAAAAAUGUGUUUGGUCCUUGGUAUGAUCAUGUCAGUGGAUGGUGGGAGAAAAAACAGACGUAUUCUAACCUACUGUACUUGUUCUAUGAGGAUUUGGUUGAAGACACUGGACGUGAGGUGGAACGUUUGUGCUCUUUCUUGGGUUUGUCCACCUCAGUCGAAGAAAGGGAGAAAAUAACAAAAGAGGUUCAGUUUGAUGCCAUGAAACAGAACAACAUGACCAACCAUGUCACAGUCCCUGUCAUGGACUUCAAGAUCUCACCCUUCAUGCGGAAAGGUAAAGUUGGAGACUGGAAAUGUCACUUCACAGUGGCACAAAAUGAAGAGUUUGAUGAGGUCUACAAAGAGAAGAUGAAGAAUACUACUGUCAAGUUCCGCACUGAGAUUUAAUAUUACAGUUCUAGAUCUUACACCAGAAUCAGUUGUCUGGCAGAAGGUUAAUUGUUGCUCUUCUGUUUUCACAUAGAGGAUAUUUAAGAUGUUUUUGUACACAAACACUGUGAAAACUUAAAGACAUAGUUCACCCCAAAAAUGAAAAUGUUCAUCAAUUACUCACCCUCAAGUUGUUCCAAACCUGUAGAAAUUUCUUUGCUCUGCUGAAAACAAAUGAAGAUAUUUUGAAGAAUGUUUGUAACCAAAUGAAUUUGGGGCACUAUUGACUUCCAUAGUAUUUUUUCCCCCUCCAUACUGUGGAAGUCAAUGGAGCUCAUCAACUGUUCGGUUACAAACAUUAUUCAAAAUAUCUUUCUGGUAUAUAUGGUAAAAAUAUCAUUUGUAAGUCAAAUGCUAAUUUCUUUUCAUGAAAAAACUUAAAUAAUAGAUGUACAUUUUUGGAUGUCCAAUUCAAACAAUCAAUUCAGUGCUACAACCUGAGCGGUUUUAGUUGGUGUGCAUCAGUGACAACAUAAUCACACCUUCACACCUGUAACGCAUAUUGUGUAGUUUGGAAACAAGAAAGAAAUCCCUGUAUGCCAUACCGUGCCGAUUGCUAAUUCUGAAUCCUAAUUACUUCAGUAAAUCUCUGUAGUGAAUGCAACUUACAA